This is a messenger RNA of Ylistrum balloti, 2730 nucleotides long. RefSeq names its product histone-lysine N-methyltransferase PRDM9-like. The record is from RefSeq and is a predicted model, not a curated record. Gene Ontology annotation, biological process: regulation of DNA-templated transcription. The transcript has 14 exons. Gene Ontology annotation, molecular function: histone methyltransferase activity; protein binding. The coding region runs from base 1 to 2730 and encodes 909 amino acids. Gene Ontology annotation, cellular component: nucleus. Lineage: Eukaryota; Metazoa; Mollusca; Bivalvia; Pectinida; Pectinidae.
AUGGCAACAAAGUUCCCUGUCAUACCUGGCGUGCAGCUACUGGAUUUUUCCAAGGUGGACAAGCAAAAUGACAACAUUAAUGAAUUCUUCACUAAAGCACAACUUUCCAAUAUGUCUGAAUAUGAGAAACUGCGAUUUAGGAACAUGAGAAAAAAUUACGAAAUGAUGGCAUCUCUAGGUUUACCAGCCAUCAAACCAGAUUUUAUGAAAAAAGGUCGCACAAAAAGGCGAAGGAAGGACAACAGGUCUGAUGACAGUGAUGAAGAGUGGACUCCUGCUUCUGAAAGGAGGAAAAGUCAAAGAGAUCGACUACCUGUCACACCAUUCAGUUUUCCCCUCAAACAAGAAGCAGUUGUACCUAAGAAAACUUCAAAAUUGAAGAAGGUGGAAAAGUUGACUAACACUGAUCUAGAAAAACUUGAAAUCAAAAAGAAAACAACACCCCAGACACCUGCCCAUACAUACCCAUUGAGACCAGCUUCAGCAGCUGUUAGCUAUAUGAAGAUUGAGGUCCCCGAUGAUGAUGAAUUUCUUUAUUGUGAAGAGUGCAACAAGGAAUAUGAAGGAGAUUGCCCUGUACAUGGACCACUAAUUAUCAUUGAGGACACCAAGAUGAUUGACAUAAAACCAAAGGAAAAAGAGCGAUGCCUUUAUACUUUGCCACCUGGCCUAUCUGUGUUGGAAUCAUCUAUACCAAAUGCUGGUCUUGGUGUCUGGUCUGAUCAUGAGAUUCUACCUCGAAGACGAUUUGGUCCUUACAAGGGGAAACUAACAAAGGAUUUAGACCAGGCUCAUUCUACUGGAUAUGCCUGGCAGAUUUUCGAAAAUGGAAAACCAAGCCAUUUCAUUGAUGCCUUUGAUAAAAAUCAUUCUAAUUGGAUGAGAUAUGUGAAUUGUGCAAGAAGCGAAGAUGAGCAGAACAUGACAGCAUACCAACACAAGGGUCAAAUAUAUUACCGGACACACAAAAUAAUUAAACCUAGAAAUGAGCUGUUAGUGUGGUACGGAGAUGACUACAGUGAUGAGCUUGGCAUCAGGAGAGGAGCUGAAAACCCAAGUGAAUGCAGACCAUUCACUGUUAAUGGAACAAAAAUGUUCAGGUGUCCAUUUUGUGGAAGAUGCUUCAGCUCUGAAAUUAACAUACUUGGACACAGCAAAUCAAAGCAUGGAGUCUCUCAGUUUACUAUUGACCUUGCAAGGAAAAUGCUGAAGGAGAGAAGAAUUUAUAGUGAAAAUGUAUUAAGAGGGCAUUUGAAGAGCAACUCUGUGCCAAAGAAAAAGAUUAAAACAGGAAGAAACCUUGAACCAUUUGAUAUUCAAAUGACAGGAAGUUUAGAUAAUAAUGAAAGGCUAGAUAGGAAAACUAUUGUUUCUACGAAUAGAAAGAAUAUCUCAAAAACUGGGGAAACAGGUCACCUACAGACACACCUCAGGAUACACACAGGAGAGAAACCAUACAAAUGUGAUGUCUGUGGUAAGGGGUUUAAUCAGGCAUGUAACCUACAGACACACCUCAGGACACACACAGGAGAGAACACCUCAGGAUACACACAGGAGAGAAACCCUCAGGAUACACACAGGAGAGAACACCUCAGGACACACACAGGAGAGAAACCAUACAAAUGUGAUGUCUGUGGUAAGGGGUUUAGUGAGUCCGGUACCCUACAGACACACCUCAGGACACACACAGGAGAGAAACCAUACAAAUGUGAUGUCUGUGGUAAGGGGUUUAGUGAGUCCGGUACCCUACAGAAACACCUCAGGAUACACACAGGAGAGAAACCAUACAAAUGUGAUGUCUGUGGUAAGGGGUUUAAUCAGACAGGUCCCCUACAGACACACCUCAGGACACACACAGGAGAGAAACCAUACAAAUGUGAUGUCUGUGGUAAGGGGUUUAAUCAGACAUGUGAUCUACAGAAACACCUCAGGAUACACACAGGAGAGAAACCAUACAAAUGUGAUGUCUGUGAAAAGCAUGUGGUAAGAGAUAAACUCUAUGUGAAUGGAGAACUUUACAAACAUAAUGAUAAAAGAAGACAGCAAAUGCGAAAAAGAACAUACGGUGAAGCGGCUAAAACGCCAGCCGCAAAUAUGUCAGCAAACAGUCGGAGAGGAGGGAAAAGAACGCGUACCCCUUCCACGCCCACAGGACUAGACCAGCCCAACACAACGCUUGCCCCAGCGUCAUCCAGACCCCGGUAUGAUAAACCGAGUUACUACCCGGUACAUACUUACCAAAAAACUUCAGCCAUGCAUCAUACACCUGAGGACGGUACAGGUCAUGGUGACGACCACAAUGUCACCCAGUUUACAAUAUUUGCUGAUAAUGGUCCUAUAUCCAAAUGGUUGAGCAUUCCUCCUAGUACUCCUGGCCAUGGUGGCGAGGCCACGCCAGUUGAGGAAAAGAGGAAUUAUGGGCUUUGCCCAAAAGUGUUGUGUGCCCCUCCUAGUACUCCUGGUUGUGGUGGCGAGGCCACGCCAGUUGAGGAAAGGAGGGAGGCCGGAUCUAGCCCAUGUUUGUCGUCUGCCCCUCAUAGUACUCGCCCAAGCUUGUUGUGGGCCCCUCCUAGUACUCCUGGUUGUGGUGGCGAGGCCACGCCAGUUGAGGAAAGGAGGGAGGCUGGUUCUAGCCCAAAUCACCUUGCUAGUGUAAGGGAAGUUAUGGUGAUAGAUGACGUCCUCAUCCCGGGCAAGGACCAGCCUACAGAGGCUCAGCAGUCUGCAUAG